GCACUUGGAUGUGGGUGUGUGGGACAGGCUGUCCUUAGCCGAGGAGCCCAUGGUGGGCCCAUGACAGUAUCGGUUGGAUUUGCAAUGGCAGUCACCAUAGCAGUGUAUGUGUCUGGGGGGGUUUCUGGUGGUCACAUAAACCCAGCUGUUUCAUUAGCCAUGUGCGUGACUGGAAGAUUAAAAUGGACCAAAUUACCAAUUUACAUGUUAGCACAACUCCUGGGAGCAUUCGUUGGAGCAGCGGCUGUCUUUGGGAUUUAUUAUGAUGCCUUUAUGGAGUAUAGCAAUGGAACGCUUGAAGUCACAGGACCUAACGCAACAGCACAUAUCUUUGCAACUUAUCCAGCUCCAUAUCUGUCCCUCAUAAGUGGAUUUGCAGAUCAGGUGAUGUCAACAGCUGUUCUUCUUCUGGCUAUAUUCGCUAUUUUUGACACCAGAAAUAAUGGCGUACCAAAGGGCCUGGAGCCAAUUGCAGUAGGACUUCUUAUAAUCGUUCUUACUUGCUCCUUGGGAAUGAACAGUGGCUGUGCCAUGAACCCAGCCAGGGAUCUAGGCCCAAGGCUCUUCACAGCCGUUGCAGGAUGGGGGAUGGAAGUAUUCACGUAA
Cariama cristata (Red-legged seriema) is the source of this 606-nucleotide messenger RNA. RefSeq names its product aquaporin 9 (gene AQP9). Lineage: Eukaryota; Metazoa; Chordata; Aves; Cariamiformes; Cariamidae. Gene Ontology annotation, biological process: glycerol transmembrane transport; water transport. Gene Ontology annotation, cellular component: plasma membrane; basolateral plasma membrane. The record is from RefSeq and is a predicted model, not a curated record. Gene Ontology annotation, molecular function: urea transmembrane transporter activity; water channel activity; glycerol channel activity. The annotation marks the transcript as partial. The transcript is spliced from 4 exons.